ACGACAACCGACAACCGACAAGCCACAUCUGUCAAAGAAACUACCCUAGACUCCGAUGAGUACCUAAAGAAUAGUUAGAAAGAAUAGAACAUAUCUUGUCUCAACUCUCUGCUCUUCAUCAGAAGCCAAGUUUCUUAAAGUCCCUAAAAUAUAUUAUUAGAGCUACUGUAGUAAUGGCUCAUAUUAUUCAUCUCGUCCGCCAUGCUCAAGGUUAUCACAACUUAAACGAAGCAAAUCAGCAAAUAAGCGACCCAGACUUGACACCUCUAGGCGAGUCCCAGUGCGAUGAGCUCUGCAAGAGAUUCGAUGCUCACGAUAAAAUUACACAUCUCGUCGCUUCCCCUAUACGACGGACGAUAUUUACUUGUCUGCGCUCUUUUGCGCCAGCGGUUAAAGCCGGGAAGAAAGUAAUCGCUCUCCCGGAUGCUCAAGAGAUCUCCACGUUGCCUUGCGAUAUUGGCUCAGACCCCAGCAAGUUAAAAGAAGAAUUUGGCGAACUUGUGGAUUUCCAUCUGCUUCAUGAGGGGUGGAACGAUAAGUCCAGCGAAAGCAAAUAUCAUCCCACCCCUGCCAAGCUUGAGGCGAGGUCGCGGGCCGCUAGGGUAUGGCUUAGGGACUUGGUGAACAAAGCCGGAGAUGACGCGCAGGUUAUCCUUGUCACCCAUGGUGGCAUUCUCCACUUCCUUACCGAGGACUUUGAUGGGGUGAAGAUAGAGAGAGGUACUGGUUGGGACAACACCGAGAUACGUUCAUACGAAUUCAAGGAUCCAACCGGCCAAGAUCCCGACGCAACACUGAAGGAGACCCAGCCAAGCUGGCGUCGUCGGCGUGGCAGCGCAAUUCCUCUCACUGAGACUGAGCAGAUGCAGAUACGCCAAGCUUUCCAGACUGCUCUCAAGGAAGAGACUAAGAAGCAAGAGAGUCGUUCGGCUCGGGCAUCUGAGGCCGUUGUCGAUUAAGAGGUAGUCGACACGGAGGGCUAAUGAGGUCUAAGGCCUUGCUUAAUAGAAAUCGACCAAUACAGUAAAGCACCUCGAUAAACAGAGAAUACAAGACUAUAUACCUCUUUUUUUUUUUUUUUUUGCUAGUUACCUAGAAACACUGAUAUAUCGAUGGAUAAAAGUAUAUGUGACAGAUACUAAAAGAAGCCAUACUGAUAGGUGAAGC
This is a messenger RNA of Daldinia decipiens, 1167 nucleotides long. RefSeq names its product phosphoglycerate mutase-like protein. Gene Ontology annotation, molecular function: phosphatase activity. The record is from RefSeq and is a predicted model, not a curated record. Gene Ontology annotation, cellular component: cytoplasm. NCBI's taxonomy places the organism in Eukaryota, Fungi, Ascomycota, Sordariomycetes, Xylariales, Hypoxylaceae. The coding region runs from base 174 to 959 and encodes 261 amino acids. The transcript is spliced from 2 exons.